Parastagonospora nodorum SN15 is the source of this 1350-nucleotide messenger RNA. RefSeq lists its product as hypothetical. The transcript is spliced from 6 exons. Gene Ontology annotation, biological process: cellulose catabolic process. Bases 1 to 1350 code for a protein of 449 amino acids. Gene Ontology annotation, cellular component: extracellular region. The record is from RefSeq and is a predicted model, not a curated record. Gene Ontology annotation, molecular function: cellulose binding; hydrolase activity, hydrolyzing O-glycosyl compounds. NCBI's taxonomy places the organism in Eukaryota, Fungi, Ascomycota, Dothideomycetes, Pleosporales, Phaeosphaeriaceae.
AUGAAGGCUGUUUCUUUCCUCGCUGUUGCCGCUCUGGCUCCAGCUAUCAAGGCCCAGGCUAGUUUGUACCAGCAGUGUGGUGGCACUGGCUUUUCUGGAAGCACAACUUGCGUUUCAGGCGCAUACUGCUCUAAGGUCAACGACUCUGCUACAUCGGCUGCUCCUGCCCCAACAACAUUCAAGACCAGCAAGACUGUUGGCAGCCCAGCCACUGGAUCUUCGACUACCGGAAGCUCGGCGACAGGGACUGCUUCCCCAGGCGAUGGCUCAAACCCGCUCAAGGGCAAAAACUUCUACGCCAACUCGUACUACGCCUCUGAGAUCAAUAACUUGGCAGCUCCAUCUCUGGUCGCUGCUGGAAAUGCUGCUUUGGCUGCCAAAGCCAGCAAUGUGGCUAAGGUUGGCACCUUUUACUGGCUCGAUGUCCGUGCGAAGGUCCCCAUCAUCAGCACUUUCGCCAAGGACGUGCAGAAGCGCAACGCAGCCGGUGCCAACGAGGUCUUGCCGCUCGUAGUCUACGACUUGCCUGAGCGCGACUGUGCCGCUCUGGCUUCAAACGGUGAAUUGUCGCUGGCCAACAACGGCACUGCCUUGUACCAGGAGUACAUUGACAUGAUCGCGGCCCAGAUCAAGCAAUUCCCCGAUGUCACCUUCCUCCUUGUCGUUGAACCCGAUUCUCUGGCCAACCUGGUGACCAACCUGAACGUUGCCAAAUGCGCAAACGCCGCGACCGCAUACAAGACACUCACCGCAUACGCAAUCAAGACACUCAACCUGAAGAACGUGAUCAUGUACCUCGAUGCCGGUCAUGCAGGCUGGCUCGGCUGGACUGCGAACAUAGAGCCUGCCGCCGAACUCUUCGGAGCGCUCUACAAGUCCGCGGGAUCCCCAGCAGCAGUGCGCGGUCUCGUUACCAACGUCGCCAACUACAACGCCUGGAGCAUUGCCACAUGUCCUUCUUAUACCCAAGGCAACACCAACUGUGACGAGAAGAGAUACGUCAAUGCGCUCGCUCCUUUGCUCGUUAAGAAUGGCUUCCCUGCUCAUUUCCUUACUGACACCGGUCGCAACGGCGUGCAGCCCACCAAGCAACAAGCCUGGGGCGAUUGGUGCAACGUCAUCGGCACCGGCUUUGGUAUCCGACCCAGCUCUACGACUGACGACCCAUUGCUCGACGCAUACGUCUGGGUCAAGCCCGGUGGUGAAGGCGAUGGUACCUCCGAUACAAGCGCUGUACGAUACGAUGCGCACUGCGGAUACGCAGAUGCACUGAAGCCUGCGCCUGAGGCUGGAUCAUGGUUCCAGGCAUACUUUGUGCAGCUUCUGAGCAACGCAAGCCCCGCAUUUUAA